Molecule: messenger RNA, 1290 nt
Organism: Penicillium odoratum
Lineage: Eukaryota; Fungi; Ascomycota; Eurotiomycetes; Eurotiales; Aspergillaceae
Product: M20 family metallopeptidase
Exons: 5
Coding region: 1-1290 (429 amino acids)
Molecular function (GO): dipeptidase activity
Source: RefSeq, a predicted model, not a curated record
AUGGGUUCCAUUGCCAACGACGACACCUCCAACUUGAGCCCGGUCACGGGUAUUGAGAGAUUGAAGGCUAUUCAAGAAAUUGUCGAGGCCAGAGUUGCUACUUCUACCACUGAUCUGCGUCAAGUCAUUAAGCACAUCUACGACAAUCCCGAAAUCGCUUUCGAAGAGUACAUUGCGCACGACACUAUCUGCAAGUUCCUUGAAGAUCAAGGAUUUCAGGUCACUCGGAAAGCCUAUGCCCUCGAUACUGCUUUUGAGGUUCUCUACGGUCAGGGUGGUAGAUUGAUCAGCAUCAAUGCCGAAUAUGAUGCUCUCCCUGGCAUUGGUCACGGAUGUGGCCAUCACUUGAUCGCUGCUGCCAGUAUUGCGGCUUUCCUUGGCAUUACUGCAGCUAUCAAGAAGAACAAUAUCGAGGGCCGUGUCCAGCUACUUGGCUGUCCAGCCGAGGAGAAUCAGGGUGGCAAAGCUGUUCUGUGUAAGAAUGGAGCUCUAAAGGGCGUUGAUGCCGCUGUCAUGGCACAUCCCGUGCCGCCGUAUCAAAUCUCAAAGAAUGCUAUCGAAGAUAAUGUGACCGCAGUUGGAGGUUGCUCCUCGUUGGCCAUGCUUCGGUGGGUCGUGGAGUUCCACGGAAGAGCAUCCCACGCCGCUGCGUGCCCUCACCUAGGCGUUAAUGCCUUCGAUGCCGCCGUCGCCGCUUAUAACAACGUUGCUCUUUUGAGACAGCAGAUUAUGGACGCAGAGAGAAUCCACGGCUGUGUUCUUGAGGGACCUACCGUGCCCAACACUAUUGGACAUUAUACUAAGACUGUAUGGAUUGCGCGCAGUCCCACCCGGGGCUCACUCGAAGCGCUUUGCAAGCGUGUUCUUGCUUGCUUUGAAGCCGCUGCCCUGGCUACUGGAUGCACUGUCAAAAUUACCGAGGGUAAUAUGUACACCGAUACCCUCGUCACUGAGAGCCUUUGCAACCGUUACGCAGAGAUUACGAACAGCAUUCAAGGCCACAACACUAUUCCCUUCAUUCACAGAGUCGAGCCAGGCUCCACAGACUUUGGCAAUGUCACAUAUGAAUGCCCAGGUAUUCACGCUUAUUAUGGUGUCCCUUGUACGUCUGGGGUCUCAGUUCACCACCAGACUUUCACCGAGGCUACGGGUACUGAAGAAUCCUUCUACCGCUCACUGAAGCAGGGUACCAUGCUGGCUCUGACUGCGUGGGAUCUUCUUACAGACGAUGCAUUCUACAAGCAAGUUAAGGCCGAGUGGGAUGUUACUGUCAAGAAGCACAGCGAAUGA